GUCAUCUAUAGAGUACUGGAUCCAGCCAUUCCAAUCCAUGAUCCCUACAGUGCAAAAAUUCAGAAAUGCAACUGCAAUGAACAUUCCCACCGGUGCCACUUCGACAUGGCUGCGUACCUGGCCACGGGCAACGUCAGCGGUGGGGUCUGCGAUCAGUGCCAGCACAACACCAUGGGCCAUCACUGCCAGUUCUGCAAACCAUUCUACUAUAAGGAUCCCACCAAGGAUAUCCGUGAUCCUGGCAUGUGCAGAGCUUGUGACUGUGACCCUGAUGGGACGUUAGACGGCGGAGUGUGUGACACACACGAUGAUCCAAUGCUGAGGCUGAUAGCCGGACAGUGUCGGUGCAAGGAGCACGUGGAGGGAGCCCGCUGUGACAGAUGCAAAUCUGGAUUCUCCGGACUGAGUGCAAAAAACCCACAAGGAUGCCAGCGCUGCCAGUGUGAUCCCCGAGGCACAGUGCAAGAUGGCCCCCAAUGUGAUGCUAUCACAGGCGAUUGCUUCUGCAAACGCUUGGUUUCUGGGCGCAGCUGUAAUCAGUGCCUGCCAGAACAUUGGGCUUUGAGUCUGGAUCUGUAUGGCUGCCGUCCUUGUGAUUGCGAUGUAGGGGGUGCCUACGACAACCAAUGUGCCAGAGAAACAGGACAGUGUCGCUGCCGUAGCCAUAUGGUGGGCCGGCAGUGCAAUCAAGUUCAGACUGGCUAUUAUCGCAUCGUGUUGGAUCACUAUACCUACGAGGCAGAAGAAGCCCGCCUCCACCAGUUUGCAGGAAAAUGGGAAAAAGUGAAGGUGUCUGUGGUGCGACCUGGGCCUGUCCCCAGCGGUAGUCCAUGUGGAAACAUCAUCCCUGCUGAUGACUUGAUAUCUACUGCUCUCUUACCCACAUCCCGGUACAUUGUGCUGUCACAGCCAGUCUGUCUAGAACAAGGAAUCAGGUACACCAUAAGAGUAGAGUUUACCCAUUACGGAGGACGUGAGCAUUUGAAAGGCGCUGCUGUACUAUUGGACUCUUUGGUUCUGGUGCCACGUUACUCCUCCUUGGAGAUGUUCAUUGCCGGGGAUGCCGCCUCUAUUGCUCGCAAAGAGACCUUUGAGCGCUACCGCUGUGCCCAGCAGGCUCACCCCGUGAUUAAGGGGCCCACCCCGGAAGCUUGCGCCAAGUUGCUCACCAGCAUGUCAGCCAUCAUUCACCAGGGGGCACUCCCCUGCCAGUGUGAUCUCCAGGGAUCUCUGAGUCUCGAGUGCAACCCAAGUGGCGGACAGUGUCAGUGCAAGCCUCACGUCAUGGGCCGCCGCUGUGAACGCUGCGCUCCUGGCACCUUCGGCUUUGGGCCUGGGGGAUGCAAGUCAUGCCAGUGCAGCAGCCAAGGGUCCCAGAGCAGCUUUUGUGACAACUUCAGUGGACAGUGUCCUUGCCGGGCAGGUGUUUUUGGGCUUCGCUGCGACCACUGCCAGGCCGGUCACUGGGGCUUCCCAAACUGCCGGCCAUGCCAGUGUAAUGGCCGAGCAGAAGAAUGUGAGCAACGGACAGGCAGCUGUUUGCAUUGCCGGGGCCACACGGAAGGAAAUUGGUGUGAGAGAUGUGUCAGUGGCUACUAUGGGAACCCAGCGCUGUCCUUGGGUGGCCAAUGCCGUCCUUGCCCUUGCCCCGAGGCUCCUGGCUCCGGGCGCAAUUUUGCAGUCACUUGCCAUCAAGACAACCCCUCCGGAACUGUGAGGUGCAGCUGCCUUGGAGGUUAUACAGGCCCGCGCUGUGACGAGUGUGCUCCUGGUUAUUAUGGCAACCCCUGGCAGGUUAGAGGACGAUGCCAGCCCUGCACCUGUAAUAACAACAUUGAUCUGGCAGACCCCAAAUCCUGCGAUCGGCGCACAGGCCAAUGCCUUCGCUGCCUCUACCAUAGCGAGGGAGACCAGUGCCAACACUGCCAAAGGGGUUACUAUGGCGAUGCAACGCAACACACCUGCCGCCGUUGCUCUUGUAACUAUCUGGGUACUGUGCAGAACAAAUGCUCCUCGCAAGACCAGUGCCAAUGUGACCGGCACAGUGGGCAGUGCCAGUGCCUACCCAAUGUCCAAGGACAGAACUGCGACCGUUGUGCCCCCAACUUCUGGAACUUAACCAGUGGGCAGGGCUGCCAACCCUGCGAUUGCCAUUCCUAUUACUCACUGAGCCCCGCUUGUAAUCAG
Molecule: messenger RNA, 2187 nt
Organism: Thamnophis sirtalis
Lineage: Eukaryota; Metazoa; Chordata; Lepidosauria; Squamata; Natricidae
Source: RefSeq, a predicted model, not a curated record